Messenger RNA from Diatraea saccharalis (sugarcane borer), 990 nucleotides. Lineage: Eukaryota; Metazoa; Arthropoda; Insecta; Lepidoptera; Crambidae. The record is from the annotation of a GenBank genome assembly.
AUGCCCUUUACAAAGUCUAUAAAGGGCGCACCCAAAGAAAAUUUGGCCGCAUUUGGAAUAAUCUCUCAAGAUUUAGAAGCUUUAACCGCUUGCCAACGAGAAUGUACUACAAGGACCAGCAUGACAUUUCAAUUGGAACAAGAAGCUUAUUUAAGUGCACACCCAGAGGAGAGCAAACCACAGUUUAAGUUCAACGAUUUGGAUCUCACUUAUGAUUUGAAGAAUAUAGUGAUGAAGCACUAUCCUUCAGACCCGUGGAGAAUUCCUACACCAGUAGUCAGCACUCCCAACACCAUGUCGUCGUCGUUUCUAUCCCUUGCUACUUCAGAUACCACUCUUCCAACACCAGAGCCUAUUCCUACACCAGAGCCUACACUAUCGGAGACAAUGUUCGCCGUUGUUUCAAAUACCGUUGACAAAGCAAUAUUCUUGCAUGUCGAUGAUAGCUCCUUGCGUUACGACACAGCAUACGUCGAACUCAUGAAAGCAGUAGAGGAUGCUAUGGAAAUACCUGUUAUUGAAAUCAAGGAGGAUAUAGCGGAGCUGUUUUUUAACUCUUACAAAGAUUUCGAGACUAUAAUUCUAGAAAAAGAGAGGAUUGCCGCUGAGAUAGCGUGGGAGAAGCGAAUGAGGAAAAAGCUGAAGAGGACACUGAGAAGGCUCCACAAUUUCAGAGGUUACGAAACUCCACCUUCUCCAAAAAGUGAAAUAUCAUCUCAUGAGAGCUACAAGAUUCCUCCUCAGCGUCCAUGUGUUUGUCAUCCGCAAUUUCAUUACAAUAGAUACCCUAAGGACCGCUUUGGAAUCUACUUACCACGUGAAAAUAAGUUUCAAGACAAAAAUAUUACAUUGACCCCAGCUAUAUCGAUCGAGAGUCUGGACGAACCUAAUGAAGAAAACGCUGACACGAAGUCAAUUAUCAGUAAAAAAUCUGUGGUAUCUGGAAAGAGUACAGCAGUUAGCCAGAAAACUACUACUUUUAAAGUUUGA